This is a messenger RNA of Sus scrofa (pig), 2235 nucleotides long. RefSeq names its product C-C motif chemokine receptor 2 (gene CCR2). Lineage: Eukaryota; Metazoa; Chordata; Mammalia; Artiodactyla; Suidae. Gene Ontology annotation, molecular function: C-C chemokine binding; C-C chemokine receptor activity. Gene Ontology annotation, cellular component: cytoplasm; external side of plasma membrane; membrane. The record is from RefSeq and is marked validated. Gene Ontology annotation, biological process: cell chemotaxis; inflammatory response; immune response.
ACACAAAGAAGCCCAGAGUCGUUAUACCCAGGAGCAGAUACAGGGUGUGUCCGAUUCAACCUCAAAGUUGCAUAAGCAAGAUUUCAAAAUGAAUUCUACUCUGGAGACCUAAGCCCAGUGUACAAUGUUCCUGGCUGGAAAAGAAGAACUACAUCACUCUUUGUUUUCAAAUCUUUACCAUCACUCGCCCUUGUAUCUCCGCCUUCUCACUCUGCAGGAAACUUUAUUUCCUACUUCUGCACACCAAGUUUCUACCUCCAGUUCUGUUUGGUUCAGUUGCUGAGAAGCCUGACACAUCAGUGCCACUUGGAAGAAGCAACAGACCGGGCAGAGGAAGAUGGAUGGCAACGACACGCUUUCCCGGUUCAGCCACAACGUGCUGCCCACAUCUCACUCUCUGCUUACAAUGAAUAUCAAGGGGAACGAUGAAGAACCCACCACCAGUUAUGACUAUGACUACAGUGAACCCUGCCAAAAAACCAGCGUGGGACAAAUCGAAGCCCUGCUCCUGCCCCCACUCUACUCACUGGUGUUCAUCUUUGGGUUUGUGGGCAACUUGCUGGUUGUCCUCAUCCUGAUCAACUGCAAAAAGCUGAAGAGCAUGACUGACAUCUACCUGCUCAACCUGGCCAUCUCGGACCUGCUGUUCCUCUUCACCAUCCCGUUCUGGGCUCACUAUGCUGCAGACCAGUGGGUCUUCGGGAACAUAAUGUGUAAAUUUUUCACAGGGCUGUAUCACAUUGGUUAUUUUGGCGGAAUCUUCUUCAUCAUCCUCCUGACAAUCGACAGGUACCUGGCUAUCGUCCACGCUGUGUUCGCUUUAAAAGCCAGGACGGUCACCUUCGGGGUGGUGACCAGCGGGGUCACCUGGGUGGUAGCUAUCUUUGCCUCCCUCCCAGGCAUCAUCUUUAUCAGAUCCCAAGAGGAACAUUCUGGUUACGCCUGUGCCCCUUAUUUUCCACUAGCAUGGAAGAAUUUCCAUACAAUAAUGAGGAGUAUCUUGGGGCUGGUCCUGCCACUGCUCGUCAUGGUCGUCUGCUACUCGGGAAUCCUCAAAACCCUGCUUCGGUGCCGCAAUGAGAAGAAGAAGCACAAGGCUGUGAGGCUCAUCUUUGUGAUCAUGAUUGUCUACUUUCUGUUCUGGGCUCCCUACAACAUCGUCCUUCUCCUGAGCACCUUCCAGGUAUUCUUUGGCCUGAGUAACUGUAAGAACAGCAGUCAGCUGGACCAAGCCAUGCAGGUGACCGAGACGCUGGGGCUGACGCACUGCUGCAUCAACCCUAUCAUCUACGCCUUCGUCGGGGAGAAGUUCAGAAGGUACCUCUCCGUGUUUUUCCGAAAGCACAUUGCCAAACACCUCUGCAAACAAUGCCCAGUUUUCUACGGGGAGACAGGAGAUCGAAUGAGUUCAACAUACACACCUUCCACUGGGGAGCAAGAAGUCUCAGCUGCCUUGUAGAGAAGUGGCAGUUCGCAUACAUACACAAUCUAUGUAGAAUAAAAGGCUUCCAGGGUUUGUUGAACAGGACUCUUAAGUCUCUAAAGCAAGUGCCCGGGAACCACAGGGUUGUGUGACCCAAGAGAGACUUACGUCACUCCCUGUAGAGCCAACAGGUGCUCAGGGAAUGUUCCAGGACAACUGUAGGCAGAGACUUGGACCCUCCAAUGAGCUCAUCGCAGCUCCUGGAAAACGUCACUUCGCCUUGUGCUCUGCUCUUUCCCUCCUCUUUACCACUUCUUCGCUCCCUCUCUGAUUCUACCUAUCUCUUUAAUCAAUCCCUUUCAUCAGCUGGAGGUGGGGGAGAGAAAGGACAGGCACGGGUGAACAGAAUGAGGGUGAGGGGGGUCAGGACCGAGGAGGAUGAGGCGGAAGUGUGAGCAUGGUUGAGCAUGGAUGAGGAUGCAGGUGAGGGGUUCACUGCCCAGCCAGGCACUGGCCCUUAGCUCCGUCUCCUACCAUCUUUAACUUUGAAGGCUUCCCCAGAUCAUGGAGAGCUUGAGAACUGUCUGAACUUUCUUUCCAGGAGCUUGAGUGGGACCCCUGAUCCCCUUCUGCUAAGUGCAUGACACGUGUCUGCUUUAGGAUGGUUUGGCUGUAACAACCAUGAACGCUACAUUUGAAAUCUGUUAAAUAAGCGCUAUUGUUCACAUGCUUCUUAGGCCUCAUCCUCCUCUACAAAAAUGUAUCAAAUGUUUGUUUAUAAAAUAUGCCUAAUCCAUAAUGAGAAGAAAAAC